AUGUCUCUGUUGCGGGGAUUCAAGACGAUCUUGGGCUCGGGUUCGUCGUCGCAGCACUCUACAGGCUUCACCACUGCGCGAACAGAGACAGACCUAUUUCCUGUGACGCGGCCGGAGAUCGACGGCGAAGAAUGCCUGAGAGACUGCGAUUCUUGCACAACGCACUACCCCAAGAAGUUCUCUAUUGACGAGAGCGACAAGCUGUAUGGCCACGUCAAGGGAUGGAACACCCAUCUCAUCGUGGGCACGGGGCAGUCCGACUGGGUUCGCGAUGUCACAGACAUCAAACACACUGUCAUGCACGCCGUAGGCAAAGCUGGAGUAGAGAGAGAGAACGGGAAGAUCAUGCUCAGCGCAAGUAACAUGCCUAGUGGCGCGGACGACCACGAUGAUACUGUUGAACAAGGCACAAGCGACUGUAUGUUACUGCCCAGUUGGGUCAUGAUCGAGAAGGUUGCGCCGAGUCAAGUCGACAAGUUGUUGACUGAGGUGGUAGAGCAGAGUGUCACGAACGAAACACCUCUUACGCAGAUAGCACAAGAGCAGAACGGGCAUGCACAAACGCCGGCCGUCAAUGGAGAAGGUCAAACGUCAGAGAACGCAGAUGAAUCGAACAACAGACUCGACCCUGCACCCGUACCUGCCUCGAUAUCCUCAUCAUUCACCAUCAAACAUAUUCCACACGAUUAUCUUAUUCUAAUGUGCAGUCACAAGACCCGAGACGCCAGGUGUGGGCAAUCGGCGCCUCUUCUGCGAAAAGAAUUCGAACGCAUAUUGAGACCUAUGGGUUUAUAUCGAGAUAUCCAUGACGAAAGACCUGGUGGUGUAGGGAUAUAUUUUAUCAACCAUGUGGGUGGCCACAAGUACAGUGCCAACGUAAUGGUCUAUCGAAGAGAAGGACGGAGGAAGGAUGGGACGGACGAGGAGAUCGACGGCGCUCCACUGGCGAGAGAAGCGGUACAGCUGAUCUGGCUGGCUAGGGUGCGGCCUGAGGAUUGUGAGAAUAUCGUAAAGUACACCGUCCUUCAAGGGAAGGUGGUCAAGCCGAAGAGUCAGUUACGAGGUGGUUUUGAUCGAGAGAGGGGUCUGACGAGCUGGUGA
Exophiala spinifera is the source of this 1101-nucleotide messenger RNA. RefSeq lists its product as uncharacterized. Bases 1 to 1101 code for a protein of 366 amino acids. The transcript has a single exon. NCBI's taxonomy places the organism in Eukaryota, Fungi, Ascomycota, Eurotiomycetes, Chaetothyriales, Herpotrichiellaceae. The record is from RefSeq and is a predicted model, not a curated record.